Messenger RNA from Colletotrichum chrysophilum, 726 nucleotides. RefSeq lists its product as uncharacterized. Lineage: Eukaryota; Fungi; Ascomycota; Sordariomycetes; Glomerellales; Glomerellaceae. The transcript has 2 exons. The record is from RefSeq and is a predicted model, not a curated record. The coding region runs from base 1 to 726 and encodes 241 amino acids.
AUGUCUUCCAUGCUCGAUGUCGGCGAUGUUCAACCCCCUGCCUACGAUGACACAGUCAACGAGUCGAGAGCACAGCUAAGCUGCGGCGAGACUCCGACCUUCUAUCUGGACCGCACGACCAUCUUCGCCAACACGGACCCACCACGUGCGCUUUUUGAGCUGAGCAACGACGUAUGUGAGGCCAAGUCGGUGGUGUAUGGGGUUCAGAAAGUGGCGUACAGGGUCACACAAGCAGCUGGCGGAGACAAGGUCAGGACUCGGCUGGACCACAUUUACGAUUUCUCGCUCGACCCCCUUGCAGGGCUCGAAUCUUCAAAGCUCGCCGAUGCGGUCGUAAUCGAGGGAAAGAUGAACUCCAAGAGAACACACAAGGAGAUUCAUCUCGUGCCCGGAGUCUCUUCGUGGAAGGUCAAAGACCACUUCAAAGCUGGGGAGAGCGUCAUGCAUAAGCUGAAGCACGCCGAUGAGAUCCAAUGGAAGAACACGAAGGGCGAAGUCAUCGCCGUUGAGACUGUGGCAAAACGCGACGCGGAAAAGAAAUUGAGCUGCUUUCCUCAACUUGAGAUUAAGAUGGCCAUGGAUGACAAGGAGAUGGAUCUUUUGGUUACCUCAUGGGUGGCGCGCGUGUGGCGUCAGUCAGCCAUCAAGACGAUGUCGAAGAACGCAUUUGGAACCAAGGGAAAUCGCUUCAGCGUUUGGGAUCUCAACCCGGGAAAGAUAUUCUGA